This is a messenger RNA of Wasmannia auropunctata (little fire ant), 2431 nucleotides long. RefSeq names its product peroxisomal targeting signal 1 receptor (gene Pex5). The record is from RefSeq and is a predicted model, not a curated record. Gene Ontology annotation, biological process: protein import into peroxisome matrix, docking. The transcript has 8 exons. Lineage: Eukaryota; Metazoa; Arthropoda; Insecta; Hymenoptera; Formicidae. Bases 276 to 2108 code for a protein of 610 amino acids. Gene Ontology annotation, molecular function: protein binding. Gene Ontology annotation, cellular component: cytosol; peroxisomal membrane.
GAAACGGUUCCCGAGAAAUUAACUGGCUAACUUUAUGCAUUUCGAGCUUUCUUUUUUAUAUUCGUGCCCUAACUUCGGAUAUCGAGCACUCGAUCGCAGCUGAUCGCAGCUAUUUUCUUGUCGUUGAACGAUUCUACAAGGCUAAAGUCUUCGCGAUUACCUAUCUAUGGCGAUCGACGCUUCAUAUGCACAAUACAUUACUUCUGUACAGCUUGCCAUAACUUUCUGCAUUACAUUUCAUGCGCAUAAAAUGAAUCCAGUAACGAUAUAGAAAAAUGGCAUUCCGUGAGCUAGUCGAAGGAGAAUGUGGAGGUUCCAACUCCCUGAUACGUCUCGCAUCGCAUUACGUGCAAGAUCAUGGCUUCAAGGAGGAAGGAAUUCGUCGGCCGUUCAGUUCGUCGGAGGCUUUUCCAACACCGGACGCAGAUCAAUUGGUCCAACAAUUUUUGGAGGAACCUGCUUGUCCACAGACGUUUCGAAUGGACAAUCUAAUGCAGGAAAUGAGGGAAAUUGAUCAGAAUAUUCAUCCUCCAAAAGCUGGACCUGAGAUCAUAACGGAAUUGAAGAAUGACUUGGACAAAGCUUGGGAUUCUUGCCUUAGGCCUCCAAACGAAUUUCGUGCAAAAGACGAUACAUGGAAUGCGUCUGCAGUUUUACCUGUUCAAGGGGAAGGCCAGCAUCUCGACAAUGUUCACGAAUUUGGUCUAGAUCCAAAAUGGGCAGAAGAUUUUCUAGAAUGUAAUACGGACUCUGUACAGGACAAAAAUGAUAUUAACCAGACGGAAGAUGAGGAUCCAAAUUUUGCAUAUUCAAAGUUCAUGAAAUUUAUGGAACGACAAGGUGACAUUCCAAUAGAAAGCAAUCAGACAGCGAUCAAUCUGAGAGGUACAAGCGAGGAAUGGACAGAACAAUUCAUAGAAAAUAAUGCAGGCAGUCUCAAUGAUAAUACAGUUUUGAAUAAAGUAGAAGAAGAAUUGGAAGCUGCGGGUACAUGGAUAGACGAGUUUGCAAAGGAAAAUCCUACGACAGAGGACAAUAUGAAGUCAUUAUGGAAGCGAUUUGAAGACGAAUGGGACAAAAUCUCUGCAGAUGGGAUCUCCUCUAUGCAUCCGUGGGUAUCAGAAUUCGACACAUAUUAUGAUCCAUUUAAUAAGGAAUAUGAUUUCUCUGAGACAAAUCCAAUGAAAGAUUUGCCAAAUGCUUUGGCAGAAGGCAAGAGACGACUAGAGGCGGGAGAUUUACCGAGCGCUGUACUCUGUUUUGAAGCUGCCGCCCAACAGGAUGAAAAUAACAUCGAAGCCUGGCUGCUCCUUGGCAAGACACAAGCUGAGAAUGAGCAGGAUCCUUUGGCCAUCUCUGCUCUAAAUCGUUGCCUGUGCUUGGAUCCGUCUAACAGUGUCGCUCUCAUGGCAUUAGCAGCUUCUUACGCAAAUGAGUCUUAUCAAAAGCAAGCUUGCCUAACAUUAAAGGAAUGGUUACUAAAGAAUGAAAAAUACAAACAUCUCGCUGGACCAGAAUCUAAUCUAAAAAAAGAUGAACAUCCAAAUUUCAGCGUAUCUACUUUAUUAUAUGACAAAGUAUACGAUGAGGUCAAAGAUUUAUAUAUUGAAGCCGCGAGAAUGAAUCCUCGGGACGAAAUUGAUGCGGACGUACAGUGUGGAUUAGGUAUAUUGUUUAAUUUAUCGAAUGAUUACAACAAAGCUGUGGAUUGUUUUCAAGCAGCGUUGCACGUGCGUCCUGAUGAUUCCAGAUUGUGGAAUAGAUUGGGAGCCACUCUAGCUAAUGGUCAACGAUCAGCGGAAGCUGUGAACGCGUAUCAUCGUGCCUUAGAAUUAUCGCCUGGAUUUAUUAGAGCACGUUACAAUCUGGGCAUAUCUUGCGUUAACCUUGCAUCGUAUAAAGAGGCAGGCGAGCAUCUUUUGAUAGCGUUGAACCAACAAGCGGCAGGAAGAGGUCCACAAGCUAGUAAUGCACCUCCUAAAACAAUGUCGAACACAAUAUGGUCUACAUUAAGAUUAGUUAUAUCAUUGAUGCAUAAAUAUGAGUUGAUGGAAGCCAUAGAAAAUAGAGAUUUGCCAAGGCUAAAUAAGGAAUUUGAAAUAAUGUAGAUGAGCGCAAGUGCAUUCAAGGUUUAUUACAGUGGUUCAUUUUUAUGUGGAUUAUUCAGGAAUACAUUCGGGAUUACAUAGGUAAUCAAUAAAAAAUAAAAUAUUUUUUCAAUAUAUUGUAGCGUUUAGUAAAACUAAGUCUAGGAUAUUUCAGACAGCUAAAUGCAGAGAAUGUAUAUACAAAUAGAUGAUUCAAGAUAUUGUUGAGUUAUAGCACUUUUAUUGUGCAAUAUAUUGUGUAAUUUUAUUACUGACUCUUUAACUUUGAUAUUCUGUAUAUAUAAGAAAUAUAAAAUUGGGGAAAAUAGCUCAGUUAUGAUUAA